UUUAAACUUUUUGUCCAACUUCUACAUUCAAUUUCAUCACACCGCUUCGACUGACUACCUAGAAGAUACUCAGGGUUUAAUUUUGAACAGUAAUAUUAUGGGCGCAGCUAGUAGUUCGUGUUCGCCGUGCUUAUGCCGGGAAAGACGUGAUUUACUGGAAGAGGCAGCCGUCGGUCAACAGCAGGAUGUUUCGCUAGUACAUGUACCAGCAGUGGCUAGCAGAGAAGAGCCUAAAGCUACCACACAACAGCAAGUUGUCGUGCAAGAGCGGAAAGUUAGAACCAAGAAAUUGAAAAUAGUUGCCGAACAAGACCCAGAUAUCAUAGAAGAGCUAGAAACUCCCAAACAAAAGCAAUUUCUUAACUUUGAGCAACUCAUCAAAGAAGAGGAAGAUAAUAUCGAAGAAGAGGAAGAUAAUAUCGAAGAAGAGAAUAUCGAACAAGAACAAGCGGUCAAAGAAGAAAAGACCAUAACCAAGCCACAUAUUGUUCAUGUCCAAGUUACCGCAGAAGUGCAUGUCGAUCCUUCAUCAGUCACCACUGAAGAAAGUCAAGAUAGUACAAGACAAGAAGAGGCUGCUGGUUUACAACAAAACCUUCCUUGUCCAGGCACAAACGAUAACGAAAAUAGAACGGAUAACUUUGAAAUCGAAGAAAUCUAGCUAGACUUCUUAUCUCAGCUAAUUGAAUCGAUUCUAGAAACUAACAAAUUGUGCAUGCAUGCAGACAUUAAGCAGUGCGUAUAUUUUGAUGUUAGUUGCGCGAAAAUAGAAAGUUGCAUUCUACAAAUAUGCAGU
Messenger RNA from Corticium candelabrum, 796 nucleotides. RefSeq lists its product as uncharacterized. NCBI's taxonomy places the organism in Eukaryota, Metazoa, Porifera, Homoscleromorpha, Homosclerophorida, Plakinidae. Bases 98 to 661 code for a protein of 187 amino acids. The transcript is spliced from 4 exons. The record is from RefSeq and is a predicted model, not a curated record.